CGCGUCGCCAACCCCGACUUUACGUGAGGAGAUCAGUUCACGAUGCCCUUUGCUCUCCACUUCCCCGCGCCCCCGACGUUGCAACAAGAUGGGGCGCUUGGUUAUCCAACUGCUCGAACCAGACGACCGAAAUGUCAAGCGUCCGUGAGCUGCUCAAUGCGACAUGGGCAGGCAUCUUCUCGCAAGUUCCCCUGAUCUCGCAUGGACACCCCUAACUUGUCCCUGUCGUCGUGGCGAUGAGGUGUAUAAAGGGAAGCCAUCGAGGCUUUUCCCUGCGCCAUGAGGCGCUAACCAUCUCGCCACCCACGCGGUCCAACCAUCUCCCCCGACGAAAUCCGCUCGCUCUUCAACAUGAGAUCUCUGGCCACAGCCGCCACGGCCCUCGCCGCCCUGCUCCCGCGAGCGGUGAGCCAGGCUACGACCUAUGAGCCGACGUGGGAGUCGACCGACAAGCACGUCGCCUCGCCUGAGUGGUUCCGUGAUGCGAAAUUUGGCGUCUACUGGCACUGGGGCGCCUUCACCACGCCCCAGUACUCGAGCGAGUGGUACGGCCGCAACAUGUACCGUCACGACAACGACGUCAGGCCCGAGCACACGCGCCGUUACGGCGCCCCCGAGGAUUGGGGUUACCACAACUUCAUUCUGGGCAACAAGGACCUGGCUGGGAACCACGUCGAGUUCAAGCCUGUGCUGGCAUCCGAGGGCGGCGAGUUCGACCCGGCGGCCUGGAUGGAGGUCAUCAAGGCCUCGGGCGCGCGCUUCGCCGGCCCCGUGGCGGAGCACCACGACGGCUACUCCAUGUGGAACAGCACGGUCAACGAGUGGAACUCGGUCAACCUAGGGCCCCGGCUCGACCUGCUCAAGCUGUUCGCCGGCCUUGUCCGGGACAACGACAUGAAGCUGCUCGUCGCCAUGCACACCGCCUUCAACACCAACGGCUUCUACAGCUCCGCGCCCAAGCAGACUAGACACACGAUGCAGAAGCUGUACGGCCAACUGCCCAGGGACGAGUCCGACAGGCUGUGGUUUGCCAAGCAGCGCGAGAUGCUCGACCACGUGCAGCCAGACAUCGUCUGGAACGACUUUUCACUCGACAGCCCUGGGUACUGCGAGGAGGGCUCCCCUUGCCGCAUUGCCGAUGAGGAGCGCCUCAACUUCCUGGCCUACUACUUUAACCGCGGUCAAGACUGGGGCAAGGAAGUCGUCACGACCUUCAAGCACUUCGACAACGGCUUCCGCAACACCUCGGCCGUGGCCGACUGGGAGCGCGGCGGCCCCGCCGAGAUCUCGCGUCCCUACUGGUUGACCGACGACGCCAUCUCGGCCUCGAGCUGGAGCUACACGGUCGGCAUCCACUACCACCCGGCCAAGGCCAUGCUCCACUCGCUCCUCGACCGCGUCAGCAAGAACGGCAACAUGCUCCUGAACGUUUCGCCCACGGCCGCCGGCGUCCUGCCCGAGGGGCAGGAGGCCGUGCUGCGCACCAUAGGCGACCACCUGGCCCGCUACGGCGAGUCCGUCUAUGGCACGCGCGCCUGGGACAUCUACGGCGAGGGGCCCAACGUGGCCGGCGGCGGGUCCUUCACGAAGCCGCUCGAGGGCAACAGCAGCGACGUGCGCUUCACGCGCACCAAGGCCGGCGACGUGCUCUACGCAUCGGUCCUGGGCUGGCCCGAGGAGGGCGAGGUGGCCAUCCGCAACCUCGGCUCCGACGCGCUCGUCGACCUCUCGGGCCUCAAGUCGGUCGAGCUGCUGCUCGGCGGCGAGGGGCAGUACGCCGCCGUGUCGGGGUGGAAGCAGAAGCCGGAUUCGCUCGUCAUCUCGCUGCCUGCCGGGCAGAAGCCGCAGGAGUCGCUUGCGUAUGUGCUCAAGCUCUCUUUCGACCAGGGAGCCGGCGGCAUCCCCGUGCCUCAGCAAAAGUUUGGGGCUUCGGUGUUUGCCGAGCCGGCCGUCUCGGGCAAGGGAGUCUCCCUUAAGGAGGGCCAGUUCCGGGCCGACUUCCUGACCGAGGCUGGCGUUAAGCCCGCCGACAUCAGGUUCAUCCGCGUCUCGCCCGGCACCAAAGCGACCGUGUUUGCCAACGGCGACCUGACCGGCGCCAGCUCAGACCUGCUCGCAGGGAGCCACGUUGUCGAGGCGGGCUCUGUGGGUGCGUUGGCUGUCUCGCGGCUUUAGGAUCGCUACAAGCAGCUGGGAAUGCUACUCGUCUCCUUGUCGGGACCUAUUCCACGCUCGGAGGCAUUGAUAGCGGAAAAUACGAAAAAAAAAAAAUGAAUAAUAACCUUUAACACAUGCCUCCAUUAGUGCCGGUGUUCUCAACUGUGGUCAAAAGCGCCAAUAUCGCUACGAA
This is a messenger RNA of Gaeumannomyces tritici R3-111a-1, 2350 nucleotides long. Its product is annotated as plasma alpha-L-fucosidase. Gene Ontology annotation, cellular component: lysosome. The transcript has a single exon. Gene Ontology annotation, molecular function: alpha-L-fucosidase activity. The record is from RefSeq and is a predicted model, not a curated record. Gene Ontology annotation, biological process: glycoside catabolic process; fucose metabolic process. The coding region runs from base 352 to 2175 and encodes 607 amino acids. Lineage: Eukaryota; Fungi; Ascomycota; Sordariomycetes; Magnaporthales; Magnaporthaceae.